AUGAGUGUUUCUGAGCCCAGUGAGACCCUCCCUGUCAGGGGGACAGCUGGAUCCAGCAUGAGGCUCCCUCUUCACAGUGCAGGAGAUCACAACGGGAAUGCUUUCUCCAUUUCCUCUUCCUCGUCCUCCUCCUCCUCUUCCUGUCUGGGGGAGUUGUCUCCUGAGUCACUGCGGAGUCUGAGCAGCCUCAGUGGGGGCCGAACCGACAGCCCGCUGGACUAUGACAUGUUUGAGGUCACCCUGAUGACGAUGGUGAUGACCAAAACAGACAAACUCACAGACGCUGUGUGGCCGAAGGAGGACGGCGGCGCCGGUGACAAUGGUGACGUCUCGGUGGGAAAGAUACAAAUGGCGAAGGAGCUGUCAGAGUCCAAUGACAACUCUGUGUCUGUGUACCUGGACGCCAACAGCGGCGAAUACUGCCAAGACACCUGGAACGAUAAUAACAACCUGACUCUGGCCCUGACGACAAACAGCUGUCACUGUGGCAACAAUGAUGACCUCAGCAGUCGAAGUGGAAGAAAGCACGGCUCCUCCACUCCAGACUCGGACGCAACAGAAAUCCCUGGUGACGAUGAUGAUGAAGAGGAGGCUUUGUUUCUGUCUGUGAGUUCUGACAUGGCUGUCCGGAGAAGCAGCGUGACCCUCAUCAGCUCAACAAGUCAAGCCAGCACCAGCCUCAUGAUCGCAGGUGACUCUGCUGCCAUGACUGAGAUCCAGACAGAGCGACCUGUGGCUGACGAUGAGGGGCCUGAGCCGGUGUCAGAGGGGCCAGAGCCGGUGUUACAGGGGCCAGAGCCGGUGUUACAGGGGCCAGAGCCGGUGUCAGAGGGGCCAGAGCCGGUGUUACAGGGGCCAGAGCCGGUGUCAGAGGGGCCAGAGCCGGUGUUACAGGGGCCAGAGCCGGUGUCAGAGGGGCCAGAGCCGGUGUUACAGGGGCCAGAGCCGGUGUCAGAGGGGCCAGAGCCGGUGUUACAGGGGCCAGAGCCGGUGUCAGAGGGGCCAGAGCCGGUGUUACAGGGGCCAGAGCCGGUGUCAGAGGGGCCAGAGCCGGUGUUACAGGGGCCAGAGCCGGUGUUACAGGGGCCAGAGCCGGUGUCAGAGGGGCCUGAGCCGGUGUUACAGGGGCCUGAGCCGGUGUCAGAGGGGCCAGAGCCGGUGUUACAGGGGCCUGAGCCGGUGUUACAGGGGCCUGAGCCGGUGUUACAGGGGCCUGAGCCAGUGUCAGAGGGGCCAGAGCCGGUGUUACAGGGGCCUGAGCCGGUGUUACAGGGGCCUGAGCCGGGGUUACAGGGGCCUGAGCCAGUGUCAGAGGGGCCAGAGCCGGGGCCUGAGUCAGUGUUACAGGGGCCAGAGGUUGACAGUUCUCUGGAUCCACCUGUGGACAGCCAGACAGAACCUGCUGCUACUGAGGACCUAAGUGAAAACACCCACUCAUCAUUAUCUUCUACAAAUCCAGCACAAGAGUCUAAGGAAGCCACGUCACCUGAGGAGGCUGAGAGGUGUGCAGUGGGCUCCAGACCCCCCCAGCCUAACACCAGUCCACCUGCAAGAGCAGCAAAGACCAAACCAACCACCACCAAGUCGACCAACCCCGCUGCCAUCAAACCAGCCGGUCUGGAAGCAAAGAGAGUUUCUAAAGCAGACCUGAAAAACAUCAAGGCUAAAGUCAGAUCAAGGUCCACCUCAACCCCACCUAAAACCCUCACCCAGAACAAAUCUGCUCCAGCUAAUGGAAAGAAAGCUGCUCCUAGGAAGGAGGGAGCACAGACCGGGGAUGAGGGUAAAGGUCAAAGGUCAUCUGCAGAUCCAGUUAAAGUGUCUGUGGUGCUGAAGCCCAUCAGAGGAAAGAGCAGUAGCCUCAGAACCAACCAGCCAGAGAAGAGCAGUGUGGCUGUCAGUCAAACACUCUCUGCUUCCACCGGAUCUUUGGGGUGUGAGGAGGCCGAGGACGGACCCCUGGAGCCUCCCUCGAAGGCUGUCCAGGAGGUGCCUGAGACACACAGAACAGCUGAGAGUGUGGAGACAGCACGACAAAGUGAAGAUGCUGGUGAAGAGUCGGUGGAGAUCCUGAGGGGGGGCGCUGGAGAGGCGGGACUAACAGAGGCCUCGACGGAGAAACCAAGGAGUCAGAGCAGGAAAGUCUCCUCCAAGCUGGGGCCUGGUGUCAGGCAGCAGGGGAGAAGCAUCAGAGCGGUCUCUGGAUCAGCUCCACCUCCGGGCUCAGGGGCCGGACCUCCAGGACAUGGGAGCCCUGGGCUCAGGCAAACCCCAAUUGAAGGCUCCAUGUUGGGAGACGUUGGACAGAGCGCUGGGGGAGGAUCUCCAACCAAAGUGAGGCAGCUCCAGAGUCAGAGCUUCGGUCUUCCCAAAACUCGCACCACCACUUCCCCCUUUCUCCCAACCUUCAUCUCCAAGCCAACAGCCAAUCAGCAGCCGGCAGGGGUGUCGGCUGGGCGACCUGCCCCACCCACUGCGUCAAAACUUCCUGUAAAGGGAUUAUUCACAAACCUCAGCUCUUCAUCACUGGGAAGCAACGAGAAUAAUGGAGCUGCGAGUAAAGCUUCUCCAGUUCCUGCAGGAGCUCCAGCAUCCACAGGGACCAGGCCAGAUGAGCGUCCCAGCAGAGGCAUGUGUCCUGUGGGCAGCCAGAGUGCAACAAAGCCCCCCAGCUCCAGCACCAACACUCCCAGUGACACUGCUGCUUUAAAGCUUCCUGUCAUGAGGACCAGAGCUCUGUCUCUGCAGGCCAGGACCACUGCUACAGGUCUGAAGGCCCCCACGGCCUCCACCCACAAGACGACAGCUGCCAGUCAGGCAGCGGGGAGGACAGUGUCCUCUGCCUGUCAGGGGCUGACCAAGCCGACGUCCCAGUUUCCCUUACAAAGGAGCGGCUCAGCCAGACUCAGCCGACUGAACAGUGCCGGUACAGUGGACAAAAACAAAUCCCGGGAGACUCCAGCCAGACCCACAAACACCAGCAGCAGCUCCCAGGUAACAGCAGCUGCCGGAGGAAGUGAGCAGACCCAGCAGCAGCCUCCACCUGACCAGGUACCAGACCUGGUCAAUGCUAAUUUACCAGUAACAUCAGUUCUCCCAGUGCUUGUCGCUGAGGUCACCAACACUGGAUCAAGCACCACUGGAGCCUCUGGACUUGGGUUCAAAGCAACAACCGGAUCACGAUCCAGCCCCAAAACAGGAUCCUGUGUACAGAAUGCAUCUAGACCCGGACCCAGGGCUGUGGUGGCGGACAGGACAGCGAAACAGAACCAGAGCAAAGAGCAGGCAGAGAAGAAGAACCACGCCAUCCUCCAGCUGAGGAAGCUGCUGCUUCAGGGGAACAAGAGAGUGGAAGCUCUGGCCACAGUCAUCCAGCACCUGUUCACAGAGCGCGAGGAGGCCUUGAAGCAGAAGAAGGAGUUGUCUCUGGAGCUGACGAACCUCCGAGAUGAGCUGGUCACGUCAUCGCAGUGCUGUGAACGUCUGCGGCAGGAGAAGGAGGAGGUGCGUGUCAGCGUGGAGGAGGCUUUGAAGAGGCUGGAGGAGCAGCACAAGGAGGAGCUGGUGCAGCUGGAGGACAGACUGAGGAGUUUUUACCAAACUGAGUGGGACAAGGUCCAUCAGACGUACCAGGAGGAGGCCGACAAGUGCCGCAUGUUGAUGGAACAGCAGGUGGAGGAGCUGAGGAGCCGACAGGAAGCAGAGAGGAAGAACCAGGAAGUGAAUCACAUCCAGAAAAUGGAGUCUCUCAAACAGCAGUAUGAGACGUCCAUACAAGAGCUGAAGAGGAUCCAGCAGACAGACCUGCAGAACUUGGAGAAAACACUGACAGAGACUGAAACUUCUCUCUCAGAGAAAAUAUCUGAGCUGUCAGCAGAGAAGGAGGCUCUGAAUGAGAAGCUGCAGGCGGAGGAGGAGAGGAGGAAGUGGAUACAGACCGACAAGAAUCUGAAGGACUCUCACACAGUGUACCUGGAGCAGGAGCUGGAGAGUCUGAAGGUGGUGCUGGAGAUCAAGAACAACCAGCUGCACCAGAAGGAGAAGAAGCUGAUGGAUAUGGACAAACUGGUGGAGACUAAUGUGAAACUGGAGGAGUGUCUCACGAAGGUCCAGCAGGAGAACGAGGACUACAAGGCCAGAAUGGACAAACACGCUGCUCUCUCCAAGCAGCUGUCCAACGAACAGGCCAUACUCCAACAGACGCUGCAGAAAGAGUCCAAGGUCAACAAGCGUUUGUCCAUGGAGAACGAGGAGCUGCUGUGGAAGCUGCACAAUGGUGACCUGCUGGCGAGUCCCCGCCGCCUCUCACCCACCUCACCUUUCAACUCACCAAGGAACUCUGCCUCCUUCCCUACAACUGCCCCCUUAUCACCCAGAUAACCCCACAGGAAACACUAUCCUGUCCUCUGACCUCCUCAUCACCUUUCGAAGCCUUGGAUGGAUGAAGAUCCACAUACAGAGACAGACUUCAGACUUCAGUGUUGUUGGAUAUGAAUCACGUAACAAUCUUGUACAUUUUGAAUGAAUUGCAUUAAAAGACACUUAUUUUGAAAGUGGCAGACAUUGCAGUGGCACUGAUGCACUUCAGUCUGAGCGUGGGACUGGCCUUGUUCUAUCAGUCUCUACCAAACGCCUGCUUCACCAACAAACCCUGUUGUUCUGAAGAAAAGGGAACAGGCACCUCAGGGUCUGUACAUAGAGCCUCGCUCUCAUUGUGACUGUCCGGACUUUUGUUUUUUAUUGUACAGUUUCAGAUCAUCCUGUUCUUUAGUCCCUCUCUCUGAAGAGGUGGCUGGGAACCUGGCUCCCAGUUGUUUGGGUUUGCCGAAGUUAAGAUCGUCAUCUUAACAUCUGCAAACCCAAACAACUGGGUUCUCCUUGGUUUAAAGAGGAUGUUUGUUCCAAAGAGCGAAGCUCAAUCACUGAUUACUGAUCUGCUGUGGAGGAAGAAGAUGAACGUUGUGUCCCUCUGUGUUCACCUGAGGAGCUGACCAGGGGUCAGUGGACACCUGCUCCUCCAUGUGACCUCUACCUGAAUCUACUCUGUGAAUGUAAUCACCUUCAGUUCAGACACAGUCUCACAGCCAGAUAUGCAGUUGACUUAAGAAGGAAGGUGUUGGCCAGGACCGUUUUCACCCUCCUCCCCAUUUAAUUUUUCCCUAGCAGAGGGAUACCCCUCCACCCAUCCCACCCCCA
Messenger RNA from Seriola dumerili (greater amberjack), 5196 nucleotides. Its product is annotated as protein piccolo-like. Gene Ontology annotation, molecular function: microtubule binding. The record is from RefSeq and is a predicted model, not a curated record. NCBI's taxonomy places the organism in Eukaryota, Metazoa, Chordata, Actinopteri, Carangiformes, Carangidae. The transcript has 18 exons. Bases 1 to 4380 code for a protein of 1459 amino acids. Gene Ontology annotation, cellular component: cytoplasm; nucleus.